CCUCCUCCUCCUCCUCCUCCUCCUCCUCCUCCUCCUCGCGGGCUCGAGCAAUGGCGACGGUGGGCUGCCCCUCGAUGUGGCGGCCCAGUUCGAUGCGACAAGCCGGCGCUGCACGCCUCGGUCCCUCGGCUGCUCGCCGCCUGGCCCGAGCUCGGGCGCAGCGAGCCUGCGAGGCCGCCCUGCGCCUUGCUUUCGGCUCCGGCGAGCCCGGCUCCUGGCGCGACCGGGAGGCAGCGGCGCGGCCCGCGCUGCGCUGCCUGUCAGCCCGUCAGCGGAUCCCGGGCGCCGCGCGGUUGCGGCGCAACGCAGCGUGGCACGCGGCUGAAGCCCCCGAGGGCGGCUUCGCCUCGGUCUCCUCCCCCGAGCUCUCUGCCGCGGCGGCAGGGCCCAGGCUCGAGUGGUGGACAGCGGAGCGGUCGGGCCUGGAUAUCAGCGACUCCUCCCACGCGAAGUUCGGCGACGGCGUCGUGGCCAUGGACGGUGUCCAAGACGAGUCCCUGCUGCAGGGGCUCGGUUUCGGGUCGUGCUGCAACUUCGGCAAGCAGCUUGAGCCGAUCGGGAGCUGGCUUGCCCCAGGGUCGUGGACGCCGCCCGACGUGGAGCUGGGCGUCGCGUUCGGGGACGGCUUCCAGGUGGCGCUCUCCCUGGCAGCUCAGCUCUUUGCAUCGGAUGCUGGCUACACCUCUGCUGACGCCGUCUUCUCCUCGGUCUGCUCGGGCAAGGAGGUGCAGGGCGUUAGCGACGGGCUCCAGAUGGCAUCAGCUUCAGCUCGGCCGUCUCCCAGUUCCGCCAGGGGAGGGUAUCCAGGCGCGCUCCAGAUGGCAUCAGCUUCAGCUAUGCCGUCUCCCAUGUCCGCCAGGGGAGGGUAUCCAGACGUGGCCGUCGGCCAUCACGUGGGUGCCGCUCGCCGCGGCCCAGGCUGGUGGCGGGCCCGCGCGGCCAUCGCCAGCGAGUGGCUGGGCGCCACGACGGACAUGAAGGGCGAUGCCGACGUCGAGGAUGUGCGUGCUCGGCAGUCACGUGCGUGGUGUCCUGUGGGUCUUCCACCUGACCCAGGCGAGGGGUUCUUGUUCGGUCCGCCUUCUUCAUCUUCGGCGUCGUUGUUUUCUUCUUGGAGUACUUGUUCUCCGUGAUUGCCCAUUUCAGGAUAUCCAGCUUCUGGGGUUACGGCUCGUGGCGUCAUAUGGCAUUGUUUUGUUUUCGCGUGCGGUGCUUUGAUUCCUGGUACGGCCUAUUUGUUGCGUUCUGGAGGGGCUCAGCUGUCCGACGAGAUCUACGGCGUGUGGCGUCGUGUGGCACUGGUUUUUUCUCGUGCGGAGCUUUGUUUCCUGGAGCGGCCCUUAUCGGCACUUUUGUAUGGGCUCAGCAGUCCGACGUUAUAUACGGCGUUACUGGGUUGCGGUUUCAGUUAUUGGAUAUCCUAUGAAAUGUUCGGCUUUUGCGUUGUAUUCCAGCAGAUGCUGGGAGCUACCGCUUUCCUGGGACUAUCACGUCUUCUUCGGUUUCGGCUACUCCUUCAUCACUUUCCUCAUUGACCUGAGGCUCUGAGCGCUGAUGUAAGAAAAUCCUCCUCCUCCUCAUCCGAGGGCCGGGCGCCGUCGCGGCCUGUGUCCGUUCGAA
This is a messenger RNA of Prorocentrum cordatum, 1620 nucleotides long. The record is from the annotation of a GenBank genome assembly. NCBI's taxonomy places the organism in Eukaryota, Dinophyceae, Prorocentrales, Prorocentraceae.